Messenger RNA from Epinephelus moara (kelp grouper), 1275 nucleotides. RefSeq names its product fibrinogen-like protein 1. Lineage: Eukaryota; Metazoa; Chordata; Actinopteri; Perciformes; Serranidae. The transcript is spliced from 6 exons. The record is from RefSeq and is a predicted model, not a curated record. The coding region runs from base 392 to 1135 and encodes 247 amino acids.
AUUUGUCAUAUUGUAGCGAGGCAGUAACUUAUAAAAGAAACAUUUAAUUGAAGCCGCUUUUCAACCACACUCAUGCCAUAGAACCACAGCAAAACACACCUCAAAAAUUUUCAGAUGGGUUUAAACACCUGAACUGUGUCUACACCACCAGAACUGAUUUUCUCUCAAAAUAAAUUUCCCUGGAAGGAGCAGCACCUUAACACUGGCCCAGGGUGAAGAAACUGUUGGUUCAAACUUGACUUUUGAGCAGCGCUUGCGUUCUCUGGAGCUGCGUCAUGCCGAGGCCGACACACUGCUCCACGUGCACGGGGCGCUGCUGUACGAGCUGCAGGCGCAGCUGCGCAACCUAACAGCCGCCGUGCAGCACUUGAGCCACAACACGGGCUGCACAAUGAUCAGAAGCACGCCGCUGCUGGGCAUGAAAGACACAUUGCCACCAGAUGGACAGCACCUGUCCUUCUGUCCAUCCGACUGUGCAUCUCUUUAUCACAAUGGCGUUCGUCAUUCUGGUGUUUACACUAUCAUCCUGUCGCCAGGUGCCACCCUGCCUGUCUACUGUGACAUGGAGACCGAAGGUGGGGGCUGGACGGUGUUUCAGCGGCGAAGCGAUGGCUUGGUGAGUUUUAACCGCGGUUGGUCAGAGUACCGCGACGGCUUCGGUGAGCUGCGAGGAGAACACUGGCUGGGCAACCAACAGCUCCACCUGCUCUCCCACCAGGGCCACUACAGCCUCCGCAUCGACCUGCAAGACUGGAGCCACGCCCACAGACAUGCUCUGUACCACAGUUUCAGGAUAGAAAACGAGGAGAACCAGUAUCGCCUCCAUGUGUCUGGUUUCAGUGGAACGGUGGAGGACUCGUUCGGUUGGUACCACAACCUGCGUGGCUUCAGCACGCCAGACACCGGCAACAUCUGUGCUGAGAUCAGCCACGCCGGCUGGUGGUUCCACCAGUGUUUCUACGCCAACCUCAAUGGCGUCUACUACAAGGGGGGGCACUACUCUCUAAAAGCUCAGAACCUACUCGGGCCAGACGGCAUCGUCUGGUUCACCUGGAAGGAAUCCGACUUCUACUCUCUGAAGGCCGUCACCAUGAUGAUACGACCACGCAACUUCAGGCCACGCUUGUCACCAUAGUGACUUAGGUGGUGUGUCUGAGGCUGCCAUAAAUGCUAACAGGAGCACCAAACAUGUAUUAUUCUGCUGCUAAAAAUAAUCCCCAACAAAUAGAACUAUUUCCACCUUUAUGAAUAACUUUUGCUAGAAACUAGUGUCCU